This is a messenger RNA of Ostertagia ostertagi, 708 nucleotides long. NCBI's taxonomy places the organism in Eukaryota, Metazoa, Nematoda, Chromadorea, Rhabditida, Trichostrongylidae. The record is from the annotation of a GenBank genome assembly.
AUGGACACUGAAGAAUCAAAUGGUCAGUCAAGGAACAUGAUAGUAAGAAGCCAGGGUGCACCCAAUGAAGAAGUUAUUCAGGUCGAGCCGAGGGAAAACUCGACGGAAUCCUCCGAGCUGCAUGUGGCUGAUAUCGCGAGGGGGCACACAGGUCGGGAGACAUUACAUUUCAUGGCAUGGGUUCAGGCCAAUGCAUGCGUAGGGCCUGGUGUAUUUAGGGGUAAUAAAAGUGAGAAUUUCGAUGAAUUCAUUAGGCGGUUCAAUUCAAGAAAAUAUGGAGCUGUAGGGUUCGAUGACCAAACAUUGUUGGAUAUUAUGGUAGACGAUCAUCUCUGGAAGGGAAGGGCUAAGAGCUUGCUUCCUUGGCAUAUGCCCAGUCAUGUCAGUUGUGUGGAAGAACUGAGAAGGGUGCUGACAGAUUCGACGGCGGGUCGGCUGAGGGCACUUACGGAGCUAAGAUGCCUAAAGCGUAGGAUAGGUCAGAGCGUUGCGGAUUUCUGUGGUGUUCUUGAAGACUUAGGGAGGCAGGCCUACCCCUCAUGCAGUAUAAAAGACAGAUCUUUAGAAUACGCGCAGAUUUUCGGACUGGCCAGAGCAUAUCAACUGUUAACGACGUUGGGGCUGCGGCGUUGGACGAUCCGUCAGGAAGCGUACGAUGUCGGUGACACUGGUUUGUCUUCGUUGGUGAUUUUGUUUUACUGCUUUUGA